UCAAGAUUGUGUGACGUUAUACAAUCAGGCGGAGUUAAAAUUGUUUCUCAGUCUGUGGGUUUAUUUAAAUCGUUCCUACCUCAAAUAAUGACUUCUCCUGUUCAUCAACCAGUGGAGAUGAACCCCGCCAUCCUGCCUCUAGACUGGCUUUUGGGUACCUGGCAGUCUGACGAACCAGGGGAGGGCCGCUUUCCUAACAUCAAACCUUUCCGCUAUUUGGAGACGCUUCACUUCAGCCACGUCGGGCAGCCUGUCGUCAACUUUGCGUUCAACGCUUUCCACGCAGACUCCAAGAAGCCGCUGCACCGCGAGUGCGGCUUCAUCCGGAUGCAGCCGGAAACCAAUAAUGUGGCUUUUAUUGUGGCCCAGAACUCAGGUUUGGUGGAGAUUGAGGAGGGUGAGGUUACAGGCCAGCAGCUGAACCUGCGUAGCCACACCAUUGCCAGAAUGUCCUUCGCGAAGAAACCUCACGUAAAGGAGAUUUCACGAGUGUUUCAGCUCAGCGCAGAUGGGAGACUGGAACAGAGGGUUUCCAUGGCAACAGACAACCAGCCACUGAUGGAGCACUUGCGCAUCACUUACGUCCGCUCGUCUUGAAGAAAAAAAAGCCAAAUGAUUCAGAGAAAUUUUUUCAUGUGGUUUGUGGUGUUAUUUUGAACUGGAAAUGGUUGUGCUGCAUCACAUUUGAAGAUUUGAAUUCUCUAGUUGUCCGUUAUCUGGGAUGAUUUUUUCGUGUUUGUUUACAGUAAAACUUAUGUAGCACUAAAGAAUGUACACUAUAUGCUAACUUCCACAUGGUUAUUAUUUAGGGACACCGGGUUUAUUCUGAUUUGUCUUAUGUGGUAAGUGUCUUUAUGUUCUGCGCAGGACCAAAAAUUAACAUCUGUAAUCACCAAUACAUGCCUGCGGGUGGCACUGUUUCAUCACUUUGCAUUUGACCUCAGCACAGUUUUGAACGUAAGAUAAAAUUUAGGGUCGGAUUUUAAAGCUUUUCCGUUGAUCAUGAGGUAGAUGAAUGCCAACGUGUUGGAAUUGGACAACUUUAAAUCUACUUGCACAUUCUUCAUUCACCAAACAUGCUAUGGUGACUUUCCGCAGGCUGUACACAUGUAAUAACACACUUUAAAAUAAUUGAUAUUUUGUUUUCUCAUCAGUUUAUCUGUAUAAAGAACAAAUACGUGAUUUCUAAAAUCGUUUUUUAGAAAAGAUACAAGAGACCUGUUCAUACAUUCAUUCAAAAUGAAGAACCAUAACUAAAAACUAUUACAUUUUCAUGAGGGUAAGUUGUGAUUGGGUUCAUUUUAUGUUAAUGGAUUUGGUGACAAUGUGACUUCUAUAAAAAAAAAAAGUGAAUUAAAAAAAAUACCAAUGUUACAAAUAUUUUACUAAAAUAAAAUCAAUUUAGUAAGAA
Messenger RNA from Syngnathoides biaculeatus (alligator pipefish), 1411 nucleotides. It is a transcript of the gene thap4, whose product is annotated as THAP domain containing 4. The record is from RefSeq and is a predicted model, not a curated record. The transcript has 5 exons. Lineage: Eukaryota; Metazoa; Chordata; Actinopteri; Syngnathiformes; Syngnathidae. Bases 88 to 597 code for a protein of 169 amino acids.